Molecule: messenger RNA, 859 nt
Organism: Solanum dulcamara
Lineage: Eukaryota; Viridiplantae; Streptophyta; Magnoliopsida; Solanales; Solanaceae
Product: pectinesterase inhibitor 10
Exons: 1
Coding region: 148-588 (146 amino acids)
Source: RefSeq, a predicted model, not a curated record
AGUCCUCAAACUUUACAAUACCUGCAGAAUACAAACUUCCUCAAAGACAACCUUUGUGUGUGCACUCUGUUCAAGAUUUCUCUCAUUCCUCUCUCUUUUUUUUCUUAAAAGAACAAACAAAACAUCCUAAGAGAGUCAUCCAUAAUCAUGGCUCUCUCACAUCCCAUGAUAAUUUUCUCCCUUUUUCUUACAUUUGUAGCCCUCUCUGCUGCACAAUCCCCCAUGAUGGCCCCAACAAUGCCACCAUCCACCAUGUCAAUGCCACCUACUACUUCCACCACCACUCCUCCACCAAUGUCCACCAUGGCACCUCCACCAUCCGCCAUGUCACCUCCUCCAAUGAGCCCAAUGACACCAUCCAUGAGCCCAAUGGGCCCAAUUAUACCAUCCAUGAGCCCAAUGAACUCACCACCAACUCCUGCAGGCCCUGAUAUGGCCCCUACUAUGAGUAUGGGGCCAGGACCCGCAGCAGGACCUAUGGGUGGUGGGCCAAUGGCUUCUCCUCCAGCUCCAUCUAGUGGAUUUGUUCAUGGAAGUAGCAUCAUGGCCAUGCUAGCAAUUCUUGGAAGUGUAGCACUUUUUUUCUAAAAUUGAAUUGGUGUCAUUUUAUUUAACUUGCUUUCACUAUUGUUGUAGAUUACAAUAAUUUACUUUUAUUUGUUGUACUAUUUUAUUUUCAAUUUCUUCUACUGUUCUUUUUUCUUUCUUAUUUUGGUCUCAUUGUGUAUUGUUGAUUUUGUGUGGAAGGAUGAGGAAGAAAUUUGAAGAGGUCUGGUUGGAGAUUUAUCAAACGUUACAUGAUCUAUAUGUAACAUUUUGACAUGCUAGCUUAAUAAGACAAUAUUCUCAGUUUUCCUUA